AUGAAUGCAAGUAAUCCUUCGAAUAGUUUAAGGCUCACCCACUAUGACCCAUCCGAGGAGAUCAUCGUGGCAGCAGAUGUAUCGAAGUACGGCCUUGGCGCAGUUAUCAUGCAGCGGUUCCCGACCGGUGAAAGAUGCCACUACGGACAUGUGGAAAAGGAAGCAUUGGCCCUGAUUUUCGCUGCCACUUGCUUUCUCAAGAUGCUGUACGGACGUCACUCUCUCCUGCAGACCGAUCAACAACCGCGCCUCAAGCGUUUGGCCUUGACUCUCCUGCUGUAUGAUUUCGACAUCAAGCACGUUUCAACGACAAACUUCGGCUAUGCGGGUUUCCUUUUGUGGACGAUGUCAUCGCAACGAAGGCCGGAUGAAGAUUACGUGAUAGCCGUCGUAUACGUCGAAUCUGAAGCAAAAGCGAUUCUCGAAGAAACCCUCAGCAACGCACCAGAUCAUUGUGGCUGA
Messenger RNA from Aedes albopictus (Asian tiger mosquito), 462 nucleotides. RefSeq lists its product as uncharacterized. NCBI's taxonomy places the organism in Eukaryota, Metazoa, Arthropoda, Insecta, Diptera, Culicidae. The record is from RefSeq and is a predicted model, not a curated record. The transcript has 3 exons. Bases 1 to 462 code for a protein of 153 amino acids.